Molecule: messenger RNA, 1791 nt
Organism: Schistosoma turkestanicum
Lineage: Eukaryota; Metazoa; Platyhelminthes; Trematoda; Strigeidida; Schistosomatidae
Source: the annotation of a GenBank genome assembly
AUGUUUGAAAAGAAAGAAAGGAUUGUUAACGUCGACCAAAAGUUAUCUUUCCAAGCUGCUGUGAUAAUUCAGUGUUGGUAUAGAAAGUGCAAAGCGAGAUUGGAAGUUCGUCGCAAAUGUGCGUGGCAAGUAAAUCAAUCAUUAGAGUAUGUGAUGGAUGAAAGUGAAUCUGAUGGGCAUCCAACACUACCUGAAGAGAAUUUUCUAUCCUUUCUUACGUGGAUAAAAUCAGAUAAGAAAAUUUCCAUCGACUUCUUUAUUAUGUUACUAAACAAAACUACAGAAUUUUUCAGUCAACAACCUAAUCUAACAGAAAUUCAACUUGAAAAUGAACAUCAUUUGAUAAUUUGUGGUGAUCUCCAUGGCAAUUUGUUUGCAGCUUUAAGAAUUUUUGAGGAAAGUGGUUUACCGAAUUCUCGGAAUCGUUUUGUGUUCAAUGGGGAUUUUGUCGAUCGAGGAGCUAAAUCAAUUGAGGUAUUGGUGUUGUUAUUAAUGGCUGUAUCAACUUACCCAAACUAUGUAUUCCUUAAUCGAGGAAAUCAUGAAGAUAUCACGGUAAAUGAAAGGUAUGGAUUUAUAAAAGAACUAUCAAACAAAUAUUCUAAAGAUAAAGAUAAUUUAAUUCAUUUAUGUGAUAAACUAUUCUGUUCCCUACCAAUUGGAGCUAUUGUCAAUAAAAGAAUAUUUAUCUGCCAUGGUGGUAUAUCAAAACAUACAGAUCUUGUGAAAUUAAAACGUUUAAAUCGAUUCAAACUUUCUUCACUUCUACAACCAUGUUUGGAUGCAGAUAACUGUGUAAAUUUUGAUGAUUGGCAACAGGUUUUAGACUUGUUAUGGAGUGAUCCUCAAAAUAAAGAUGGCUGUCGAUCCAAUGGUUUCCGUGGUGCAGGUUGUUAUUUUGGUCCAGAUAUUACUGACAGUUUCUUAAAUGCAACAAAUUUCUCCAUGAUUAUUCGAUCACAUGAAUGCUGUAUGGAAGGAUGGAGUAUUUCUCACUCAGGAAAAGUUUUAACUAUAUUUUCAUCAUAUGAUUAUUUCACACUACGUAGUAAUGAAGGUACUUAUGCCCGUGUUACUGGAGGUAUAUCUAAUCCAACAAAUGUAACCGAUCUGAAUGCGAUUGUUUCUCUGUAUCCGAUAAAAUCUGUAUCAAACGAUACUUUGUCAAUGUCGCUUGACAUUUAUGUAACUGUAUUUGUUCUUACAAAAAUGCAGGAUCAACUAUCAAACAAAAACAGAACAUUGAAUGAUCCUACUAAUAUGGCAUUUGUAUGUUUAUGGCAACGCAUAAUUCGUCGCAAAGAAAAACUCUUGGAAUAUUUCAGUCAGCUGGAUAGUCAUAACUCAGGUCUCAUUUCACUAAAUGACUGGUGUGAUAUAAUGACUUCCGUAACAAAACUAAAGCUUUCUUGGCGUUGUCUACGUUCAUUUCUAGCCAAAUUAUCUGUUGAUCAUCCAGAUCAAGUUAUUUACAAUUCUAUGUUUACAGGAAACUGUGUAGUACAUCCAGAUCUUCCAAAUGAAAAUUUAUUGGCCAAUGAAAUUUUUGAAUUACAAUCUUAUCUUUUGAAUGUUGUUCAAGCUUGUCAUUUUAAAUUAAACAAUGUCAAUUUGUACAGCUUAAUAGCUAGAUUAGAAUCAAUUGAUUACAAUGUCCAAAUUGUUAGACUAAGAACUGUUUUAUCAAAACUGAUAAAUUUGCUAAACAGAAAUGAUAUAACAGCUUUUAAUUUGGAGGAAUUCUUGGCUUCUUUUCAGUUUGUGGAGAUUCAAAAACGUGUUAAAAUUUAA